AUGUAUUGCAUCCACUUAGCUAUUGUGAAUGAGUAUGCCGACGUUGAAGUUGUUUUCCCAUCGUCCUACUUACGCAAAAUCGUUGCUGGGUUAGUGACUGACGAGGAUCUUGACGAUGCUGACUACAUGUCCCUUUUGGACUCGAUUCCUCGAAACUCUUUUGAGGUUAUGGUUUCAAUUGGAGCAUUAGGAACAGCACGGCGAGAAGGAAGUUGGGAUACUUGUCUUGUUCCACGGGCAAUCCCAUCGACGACUGCUGGCGAUGCGACCCCAACUGGCAAUCCCACCGCAAGCGCCAUCGGUGGCCGAGACGGCCGCUACUACGUGGUCACGGAUCCUCGCGACGAUGACCCCGUAAAUCCGAGGCCCGGGACGCUCCGCCACGCCGUGAUCCAGGACAGGCCGCUGUGGAUCGUGUUCGAGAGGGACAUGGUGAUCACGCUGAAGCAGGAGCUCAUCAUGAACAGCUUUAAGACAGUCGACGGCAGGGGAGCCAACGUCCACAUCGCCAAUGGCGCUUGCAUCACCAUCCAGUUCGUCACCAACGUCUUCAUCCACGACUGCAGGCCCACCGGAAACGCCAUGGUGCGCAGCUCCCCUGUCCACUAUGGAUGGAGGACCAUCCAUUUCCCCAGUCACUUGAAACCUGCAGACAGCACCAAUGUGAUCCCCCAUGACCAUGAGAGACAACAGUCUUUAGGAAACAUGACAUUGGAGGAAUUCUUCGUACAAGCCGGUGUAGUUCAAGAAGCUGCUGCAAAAUUACCACCAAGCAGUGCAACUACUUCACCAUCAUCAUCAUCAUCUACAGUGCUACAUCAGUUGAAAUUGGAGGCACCAACAUUAGGGUCUUUCCAUGGUACAAAUGGUAACAACUUCUCGAAUGUGACCGGCUGCUUUGGUUCGUACCACAUGAUGAUGAACCCUAGCAAAGCUUAUAAUGUUGGGGAAGCAUCGUCGAGUGAGUUCAGCGGAAUCAUCGACGGGCCGCCGAAGGUUUUGGUGGAGAGAAGGCAGCGUAGGAUGAUCAAGAACAGAGAAUCUGCAGCAAGGUCGAGGGCUAGGAAACAUGCAUAUACAAUGGAGCUGGAACUCAGAGCUGAAUUACCUCAAGGAAGAUAACAGCAGGCUGAAGCAGAUUGUGGUAUGUUUGUCACAAAUCUGGAAGGAAUUUUUUGCUGUUUGUUUUUUUUAUAAUUUCUUAGUGAUAAUGAUGUGUAAUUUCUUUUUGUGAUAAUUUCUU
Linum tenue is the source of this 1243-nucleotide messenger RNA. NCBI's taxonomy places the organism in Eukaryota, Viridiplantae, Streptophyta, Magnoliopsida, Malpighiales, Linaceae. The record is from the annotation of a GenBank genome assembly.